Molecule: messenger RNA, 1691 nt
Organism: Lactuca virosa
Lineage: Eukaryota; Viridiplantae; Streptophyta; Magnoliopsida; Asterales; Asteraceae
Source: the annotation of a GenBank genome assembly
AUGAGUGGUGCACGUAGAAGAUCAAAAUCCUUAUGGGACAACAAAGAAGAAGCAAUCCCUCAAAGUGGAAAGAUUCUUGAUUCAAGCUUUCAUGGAGACAUUUCACCAAAACGAUCAAAUUCAGAAGCUAAUGAUGUAUUCAUGUCUGAUGAUUUUUCUCAUGACCCUAUGCAACAACAACCAAAUGAAAACAUCCCAUAUAGAGGUGGAAACCGAGACCGGAGUAGGAGUCCACCCCGAAGCCGAGUCCGGGACCGGGAUCGGAAUCGGGAUGAAAGACAGGAAUCGUAUGAUUCCGGUGACAUAAGAAAUGAUUCGAUUUCAAGGGCAUCAUCACAUCGAUCAUCUAAAGAAUUUGCUUCUGGAAACUCUAGAAGAGGUAGUCAGGGUAGAUUCGUCCACCCGGAAUCAGGAUUCCGUGAUGACAGGAAUAAGGAUUCCGAUGGACAUGGUCAUAGGAAAGAUGCUGAUUACCACAGAGACGGAGAGGGUUAUGUAGAAAGGUCACAUGAUGAAAAUAACAAAUCUUGGAAUGAUCCUUCAUGGAAUCAAGAAUCCCAAUCCCAAUAUGAACAAGAUUUUACUCAAAAUCCAAUCACUUUAAAUGAGGCUGAAAAAAGUCAUGACAUGAACGGAGGACCAAAACUUGAAGAAGGGAAACCUCUAGAAGCUUCUAGAAACGGGAUCCCAACUGAAAAUAAGGAGCAGGAGCAGUUUUCUCAAGCAAAUGAGAAGCAAAUUCUCGCAAGUGCCCUUGAGUUGCUCUAUUCCCUUCCGAAUUCCGGAUCUUCUGGUGCCCCUGUGAGUGAUCCCAUCAAAGCGGGAAUCGUGGCUGAUUCCGUGGAACAGGGGAAUCAGAUUCCGGUGGAAUCAGAUGUGAAGGAGGAGGAAACUGAGAAGAAGAAAAAAGAUGAGAAUUUAAAGAAUACGAAUAAUAGUGGGAAAAAUGAGGUACAAGGAAAAGUGGAGGAGGGUGAUGAAAAGGCAAUGAGGCAGUUUAAGAUUGUGCUUGUGGAAUUUGUUAAAGAGAUAUUGAAACCAACAUGGAAAGAAGGUAAAAUGAGUAGAGAAGUUUAUAAAACAAUUGUGAAAAAAGUAGUUGAAAAGGUUUCAAGUAGUAUUCAAGGGGUUCAAAUCCCAAGAACACAAGAAAAGAUUGAUCAAUAUCUCGCGUUUUCUAAAUCCAAAAUCACUAAGCUUGUCGAGGCAUAUGUGGGAAGGCAUCUAAAGGCUUAACAAAUGCUUGAUAAAAUGUUAAGAUUAUUACAUAAGGUGAGUUGAUAGUUGAGAAAGGGGGUAUUUGUUGAACCAUGUAUUAUUAUUAUUAUUAUUAUUAUUAUUAUUAUUAUUAUACAAUAAGUUUUGGCAACUGCUCUAUUAAAUUUAUUUAUUUGGUCAGUCAUUAAUUUACUAUAACUUAUGUUCCAAUAACCUUUUGCCCAUUAAAUUAAAACCCUUGUUGUAAUGUUAUUAUUAUUUUUUAUGGGGAAAUUGCAAUGGGCAAAAAGUGGUUGAAAUUGAAACAUGAGGGACCAUGACCGAAUAAAUAGUUUUUUCUAGUGCUAAAAUGCUAAAACUUAUUUUAUUUGAUAGGGAUUUGUAGGAACAAAUAUUUGGUUAUAGUUGGUGUAAGAGAUGUUUGUUUGUUUAGUGUUGUUUUUAAUUUGAAAUAUUUGUAUUGCCUUGUACUA